AUGGCUCCUGGAAAUUAUUCUUUUGUGACAGAAUUCAUUCUUUUGGGCUUAACAGACCAACCAGAUAUCCAACUCCCCCUGUUCUUCCUGUUUCUAGUAAUGUAUAUGGUCACUGUGUUAGGAAAUUUGGGCUUGAUAACUCUAAUUGGGCUGAAUUCACACCUACACACCUCCAUGUACUUUUUCCUCUUUAACUUGUCAUUCGUAGACCUCUGCUAUUCUUCAGUAUUUACACCAAAAAUGAUGACGAACUUCUUAUCAAAAAAGAAUUAUAUCUCUUACUCGGGGUGCAUGACUCAGCUCUACUUUUUCUGCUUUUUUGUCAUUUCUGAAUGCUAUGUGCUGACUUCAAUGGCCUAUGAUCGCUAUGUGGCCAUCUGUAAUCCGCUUUUGUAUAACAUUGUCAUGUCCCCUAAAGUAUGUUCCAGCUUUAUGCUUGGUUCAUACUUAAUGGCGUUUUCUGGUGCCAUGACCCACACUGGAUGCAUGCUGAGACUGACGUUCUGUGAUGCAAACACCAUCAACCAUUAUUUGUGUGACAUCCUCCCUGUGCUCCAGCUCUCCUGCACAAGCACCUACAUCAAUGAGAUGGUUGUUUUCGUUGUGGUGGGCAUCAACAUCAUUGUGCCCAGUCUCACUGUCUUUAUCUCUUAUGGUUUCAUCCUCUCCAGCAUCCUCCACAUGAGCUCCACAGAGGGCAGGUCCAAAGCCUUCAGUACCUGCAGUUCCCACAUAAUUGCUGUUUCUCUCUUCUUUGGAUCAGGUGCAGUUAUGUAUCUCAAACCAUCUUCUGCUGGAUCUAUGGAUGGGGGAAAAAUCUCUUCUGUCUUUUAUACCAAUGUGGUUCCUAUGAUGAACCCCUUAAUCUAUAGCUUGAGGAACAAAGAUGUUAAAAUUGCUCUGAGAAAAACCCUGGGGAGGAGAAAACUUUGA
Messenger RNA from Equus caballus (horse), 933 nucleotides. The record is from RefSeq and is a predicted model, not a curated record. Lineage: Eukaryota; Metazoa; Chordata; Mammalia; Perissodactyla; Equidae.